This is a messenger RNA of Naumovozyma dairenensis CBS 421, 1011 nucleotides long. RefSeq names its product bifunctional AP-4-A phosphorylase/ADP sulfurylase (gene APA2). Gene Ontology annotation, molecular function: ATP binding; ATP:ADP adenylyltransferase activity. Gene Ontology annotation, biological process: nucleotide metabolic process. The record is from RefSeq and is a predicted model, not a curated record. Bases 1 to 1011 code for a protein of 336 amino acids. Lineage: Eukaryota; Fungi; Ascomycota; Saccharomycetes; Saccharomycetales; Saccharomycetaceae. The transcript has a single exon.
AUGGUCCAAGAUAACAUUAAACAACUUAUUCAUGAAAAAUAUGAAAAGGCCAUUCAAUCUGGUACUUUGAAAUUGGCUGAAACCACUUCAAAAAAGAUUAAAGAUUUAAAAUCUGGUAUCCAAUGUUUAGUCACUUUAGCUCCUAAUUUGAAAAAGAAGCAAUCAAAUGAUUCCACUGAGAAGGAUGAUUCAAUUGAUCCAUUCAUCAAUCCAAACCCAGAUGUAGUCAUCUCAGAUGAUUUGAAUAAUGAUGGUGAUUAUCAAUUACUAUUAAAUAAAUUCCCAAUUAUUCCAGAACAUUCUAUUUUAACAACAAAGGAAUUCCAAAGUCAAACUUCCGCUUUAACUCCAAAAGAUUUAUUAACCACUUAUCAAUUAUUAUGUAAAUUGGAUGCCGAUGAUGAAGAUGAAGAAGAAUUCACUUCUAGACAUUUGGCCUUCUAUAAUUCAGGUGCUCAUAGUGGCUCUUCUCAAGAUCAUAAACAUUUACAAAUUGUUGAAUUACCAUCUAAAUUGAUUCCAUUCCAACAAUCUCUUUGUAAUGGUAAAGAACAUUUCUUACCAACUUUCAAUUCAGAACCUUUACAAGAUGAUAAAAUCUCUUUUGCUCAUUUCGUCUUACCAUUACCUGAAUCAUCUGAAGAUGUUAAUGAAGAUUUAUUAGCAAUGUGUUAUAUCUCUCUUUUACAAAGAACUUUAACCUUUUUCCAAGAUUGGACUAAUGAAAGACCAAACUUAUCCAAAAGUUAUAACGUAUUAUUAACUAAAAAUUGGAUUUGUUUGAUUCCACGUUCAAAUGCCACUGCAGAAAUUAAACAAACUCCAGAAGAUUCUGAAGAAAUUGAUUUGAAAUUAUCAAUCAAUUCAUUAGGGUAUGUCGGUAUGAUCUUAACUAAAGAUGAAAAGGAAUUUAAUCAAAUCGUUUCUAAUCCACAAAUUGUUGAUGAACUCUUAUUAAGCUGUGGGUUCCCAAACACUUUUGGUCAAAAACCAACUGAAUACCACUAUUAG